Messenger RNA from Crotalus tigris (Tiger rattlesnake), 1504 nucleotides. RefSeq names its product retention in endoplasmic reticulum sorting receptor 1 (gene RER1). NCBI's taxonomy places the organism in Eukaryota, Metazoa, Chordata, Lepidosauria, Squamata, Viperidae. The coding region runs from base 275 to 865 and encodes 196 amino acids. The transcript is spliced from 7 exons. The record is from RefSeq and is a predicted model, not a curated record. Gene Ontology annotation, cellular component: Golgi membrane. Gene Ontology annotation, biological process: retrograde vesicle-mediated transport, Golgi to endoplasmic reticulum; protein retention in ER lumen.
UCUGGGAGUUGCAGUUCUCCGAGCUUGAGGGGCCUUCCAGCCGAGGCCAGGCUUCGUCCAACGCAGCAGGCCUCUCUCCCCGCGGGGCUUCCCGGCCGCUUGGCCUUCGUCUCUCCCGCCUUCCUCCUCGCCCCGGUAGCGGAAGCUCUGCCGCCGGCCGCGCGGUUCCGCCAUCUCGGAAGGUGGAGGAGGAGGAGUCGGUGGCGGCGGCUCCUCUGCCUGGUCAGGCGGGGCGGGAAGCGGAAGGAGGGGACACCCGGCGUGGCCUGCAACAAUGUCAGAAGGGGACAGUAGUGGCGAGUCCAUCCAUGGUAAACCUUCCGUGGUCUAUAGAUUUUUCACAAGACUGGGACAGAUUUACCAGUCCUGGCUAGACAAAUCUACUCCAUAUACAACAAUCCGAUGGGUGGCAACAUUGGGUUUAAGUUUUAUCUACAUGAUUAGAGUUUAUUUACUGCAGGGCUGGUAUAUUGUGACGUACGCCUUGGGUAUCUACCACCUAAACCUCUUCAUAGCUUUCUUGUCGCCAAAGGUCGAUCCCUCGCUCAUGGAAGAUUCAGACGAAGGCCCUUCACUACCGACAAAACAGAACGAAGAAUUCCGGCCUUUUAUUCGGAGGCUGCCAGAAUUCAAGUUUUGGCAUUCUGCUACAAAAGGGAUCCUGGUUGCCAUGACCUGUACAUUCUUUGAGGCUUUCAACGUUCCAGUUUUUUGGCCCAUUCUGGUGAUGUACUUCAUUAUGCUCUUCUGCAUCACGAUGAAGAGGCAAAUCAAGCAUAUGAUAAAAUACCGAUAUAUACCCUUCACCCACGGCAAGAGGAGAUAUAAAGGGAAAGAAGAGGCAGGGAAGACUUUUGCUAGCUAGAAACCCUAUCCCUGAAAUCUGCUGACCAACCUUUUUCCUGCGUUAUAAUUAAAAAGACCGCUUUUGAGCCAUUGUAACGAUGCCUCUGGUUCUUCAUGAUCAGUCAAUAAGGAGGGCGACGAUCCAGAAGAUUCAUUUUCUGUCUCUUCAGCUGAUUGGAAGAGGGGUGGGUGGGGGGUGUCUGAUUCCUACCAGGAGAAUUCUGCCUUUUAACUUGCCUCUUCUGAAAUUGUUGCACUGUGGGAACAAGCUAUUUUAUCCGUCCGGGGCCUCUUUUCUCCUCCCCUUGGGCAGUUAUCACAUGUUUACACCUAGGUACGUGUGUGUGUGUGUGGGUCUCUCUGGGAUCCGAAGGCACUGGGUUCUUGGCUUUGCAUAUGUGGCUUGGUGACUUCGCAAACUUUUCCAAGGGCCUCCUGCGCGUGUAUUCCAGAUGUGUGGUUGUGCAUGCAGACCAAAACAGGUAGGGAAUUAGAAAUUUCUUUGGGAGGCCUACUGCUAGCAUGGAAAGGGAGAAUAUCGGUUUAUUUUAUUUUAUUUUAAUUCUCCAACCCAGUCUGCACACUGUACCUUGCUGAAAUGAGAGAACUGUAAUAGGAACCUGGGACACAAUGAUAAAGACAUUCAACUUCUGAUUGA